This is a messenger RNA of Tigriopus californicus, 5550 nucleotides long. RefSeq names its product E3 ubiquitin-protein ligase UBR2-like. Lineage: Eukaryota; Metazoa; Arthropoda; Copepoda; Harpacticoida; Harpacticidae. Bases 111 to 5483 code for a protein of 1790 amino acids. The transcript is spliced from 18 exons. Gene Ontology annotation, cellular component: cytoplasm; ubiquitin ligase complex. The record is from RefSeq and is a predicted model, not a curated record. Gene Ontology annotation, molecular function: zinc ion binding; ubiquitin protein ligase activity. Gene Ontology annotation, biological process: ubiquitin-dependent protein catabolic process via the N-end rule pathway; protein ubiquitination.
GCCACACAAAGCCCUAGUCACCCUGACGUCAUUCUGCCCAUUGACUCCGUUCUCUCAUGAUUCAGUGAAAAACACCACACGUCCCCUCCAACUUGAACUGACCGCCCACAAUGGCCUCAGGGCGGAUUCCGGCUGGGGCCGAGACCUCCGAUGACACGUCGUCCAAUUCGUCGGGUUGGGAGUAUUACGACGACGACGUGGCCUUGUCGGACUUUUGGCAAGCUAUGGUGGACCGGCAAACCGAAAAUCCCGCUCCUUUGUGGCUCAAGAUGGAAUCCGAAUCGCAUCCUGGGAUUGAAAAAUUUCUCGAGUUCUGGCGAGUCAUGGUGCCGCGAUUACUGUCACCCAUGAAUGGCAAGACCUCCAUGGACCAGACCUACGAUAACAACCGGAUCAAGGCCGUGCUCCUGGACCCGUUGGAGUCGUUUAUCGCUGGUGGAGUGGGUUGCGAAGAAGAAGUGAUCAAGGUUUUGGCGCAGAAUGAUACACCCCCGGCGCUUUGUGGCUACGUGUUCAAGUUCGGAGAAGCCGUUUAUUCUUGUCGUGACUGCGGUCAAGAUACGACUUGUGUUCUUUGUUCCGAGUGUUUCAAGCACUCUGAGCAUAAGAACCAUCGGUAUCGCAUGUCGACGACGGAUGGAGGUGGGUAUUGCGAUUGCGGCGACCACGAGGCGUUUCUUCAACACGCCCUCUGUAGCAAGCAUUCGGCCAUGAACGUGGAUCAGAUCUCGAGUGGCGAAGUGCUCAAGACGUUCCCGGAAGAGAUUAAGAAUCGCUCCCGGAAGUUGUUCCACGAGAUCAUCCAAUACUGUUUCAUCGUGACCUCGGCCAAGAAGAAGUACGAGGAGCUCUUGGUUGGAAACAAAGAAAAGGAGCUCUGGCCCGAGUUGAAGUACUGCUUUGAGUUCAGCAACUAUUGUCUCAUGAUACUGAACGACAACUCCCACUCUUACCCGGAUGUGACCGGUUUCAUUCGGAAUUCAUUCGGCUCGGCUCAUUGCUCCGAGCGGCAAGCUCAAGAUCUGACUGAAUUGGCGGAUAAAGAUGGCCGAUGCAUGCUCAAAGUGAGCACUUACAAGGAUUGCGCCACUCUUCGGGACAAAAUCGAUCGGUUGUCCCGUCGCCAAGGUCUACCUAUUGGGACGAGUAUCCUACCCGCGUAUGUGGUGGCUCAUCAGAAUUUUGCCAUUCGUCUGAUUGAGUGGCUCCCCAAGCUCUUCCACAAAUGCUCAGGAUUCCGGGCCCUUUUCGCCGAAGUGGCUUUGUCCAUAGAGGAGCCAGAUCUGAUCAUAUUGCCCAACAGUGACAAGGACGAAAAGAUCAAUGCCGCUAAGGCAAUUCUGAUUAAUGAUCACCGAGCCUGGAAGGAGUUACGGAAAGCCUGGAUAAACGUGGUCAUCGAGGGCAUCUUGAAAGAGUACGACUCCAAGCUGAAAUUUGCUCGACUCUUUGCUCGGAAUUACAAGUUCAUCAUGGAUGAGUUCAUCCGGGAUGAACAAGAGUCGGAUGUGACAAUUGUAAACCUGACAGUGCAGAUGUUCACCGUGAAGUCCAUCGCACACAUUUUGAUCGAAGAGGAGAAUCUGUUCUUCGAAGUGGUCAAUUUCUUGAAGACCCUACUGUCGUCCCACAAUGAUGAUCAAUAUUUCAAGUUGGAAUCCUGGAUGGAGGAUGAGAAGGAUCUCUACUUGAAGUCGCAAUCGGCUAUCACAGAUCUGAUGUUCCUCCUCCGCGUUCCCAUUGAAGAGGGCCGUUAUAACGACACGGUACGAACCAGCUUCGGAAAAGGAGUCGAUAAGUUCGUUCAACUACUUGGUCUUCUCCAGUUGUCGGACCCUUUCAAGAGACAAACCGGUAAUCACGUUGAGUUCGAAUCCCGAGAAUGGGAAUACGUAGGAAGCAUGAUUGCAUCCUUGGCAGGAGUGAGUGGACAGAUUCAGAAAUGGUGUAGUCGAGAUAAGACCAUUCUGAUCAACACCACUUCUUCCAUUCUGAGAGCCAUCACGAAUCACAACAGUGAUUUUCACCUCGAGAUGAGUGAAAAGAGUUGUCAGGUUGGCUCGGUUCAUAUCAAAUAUAUGGUCCCAGAGGUCAACAUCUACACGGAAAAGAUAUCGGUCAAUGUGCCCUUUCAACGCUUCUUAGCCAGCAUUCUCCCCGCAUACAGCAGUCACGCCGGGGAAUUUGCCCGCAAACUGAAGCAACGCAUCGAGUCCCAUGGAGACCCGGUUCUGAUCGCCAACUUCGCCAUCACAUCAGUGGCUGUUCUCUGUUCCAUCACGGCGAGUUUGUGGAAACGGAAUGGCACACCAGUGCGUGGACGAGCGUUCCUGUACCACAAUUUCUACACUUUCCCGUCAUUGAAGCGCAAUGACUUGAUCCUCCUCCAAGCCACGGCUUGUCUCUUGGAAGAUCCGGGUCGCUUGGUCAUGACCUUACUCCAACGAUUCCGUCUCAUCUCAUGGGCCAAUUCCAAGUUGGAGUCCAAGCCGGCCUUGUUGGCUGGAGAUUUCAUUGAGAGCACGGUGAAGAUGGGUCAGGAGUUCCUGGGUUUGAUCACAGCUAUCGUCAUGGAACGGCACAUACAUCACGUGGGCAAGGUGUCGGAUCGUGAGGAGUUACGGCAUCGAAUGAUCCAAAUCUUGUGUAGUGAAGGCAUGACUCAUUCCGUGGUGGUGAAAAAGCUUGAAAUAGGACAAGACGACGUGCCUUUUGGCGAUGAGGUACUGAAGGAGGUGGCCGAGUUGAAACCCUCACCAACUGAGCGUGGCAAGAAAGUGUACGAGGUCCGGCCAGAGUUCUUGUCCCAUUACAAUCCAUUUUACUACUAUUACUCGCAAGAACAGCAUUCCAAGGCUUGGGACAAGCAGAUCGAGAUCAAACUGAAGAACAAAGAGAGAUCAGUGUGUCCUCCACCGGAGCAACCUCCACUCACUCCCGUCUUCAGCCGACUCACCAAGAUUUUGUCCUCGGCUCCAAUGAUGCAAGUCAUCGAAACAACGCUAAAAAGGGCCUCGACCAAAAGCAAACUGUCAAGUCCGAAGAUGGUGAUACAAGUGUGUUACCUAAUAAUGCAAGGAUACCAGGAUGACAUCAUGACCAAUGAAUCGGAUUUUGCUAAAUUCGCCGAGGAUCUCGAUUUCGUGGGAUUGCUCCAAAAGGCACUGGAGCCCGUGAAUGAUGAACUGAAAACAAAAGAGCUUUCUGAAUACAUUCAAUACACUUUGGAUCGGGCCAAUGAGGCUCGAGAAUUGAUUUUGAACAUCACCCGAUCCGACGAUCGGGAAUCUCCUUCAACAAGGGGCGAUCACGAAGAAGCUCAAGCCCGCAAAAGACGGGCUGCGGCUGCGGCCAAUCGUCGACACAAGCUUAUGGCUCAGAUGAGUCAGAUGCAGGACAAGUUCGCCAAAGAAAACGCCGCCGUUCUCGAGAAAAUGGAAGUGGAUGUGGAGAUGGGAGCAGCAUCUGGUCACGUACUUAAAACGGAAGAUCUUGUCGAUCCAAUUGCCAUUGGACCGGGAAAAACUAGUAUCUCUGUGUCUGAGCCCAAGUAUACGUGUAUUUUGUGUCAAGAAGAUUCCACUUCUCUGAAAGCGGAUGGCGAGGACAAUGCUUUCGUCAUGGCGGCCUACAUUCAACGCUCAAUGGUGUUGAGUCAAAACCAAAAUUGGUCGGAUCGGAACCGCGGAAAGUGCUCGGAGGAGUAUCUGCCCUCGAGUCUGGACUGUGGACCUUUGGUCACCAGUUGUGGGCAUCCAAUGCAUUCGCUGUGCUUCCAAAACUAUUUCGAUAGUCUGGUACAAAAGGAGCGAGAACGUCAGCACCACGCCAUGUUCCAACUGAUCAUCAAUUACAAUGUGAACAAGUCUGAAUAUCUCUGUCCCAUCUGUGAGCGUUUGUCCGUUGGCUUUUUGCCCCUGGUUCCAUCACUUUCCAAGCUCUUUCCCCUCAAUGCACCGUCUGAAAUAACCUUUAUGGAGUGGAUCAAAAAAGUGGUCGUGAAGGCCAAGUUGAAGGAGGUAGAGAAGCUCAAAGGCGAAUUCGUACCCAGGAGUGUCAUCCCCAAGCUGGUGACCACCAAUAAAACAGUUCUUCAGGCGACCAUUCAACCUUUGAAACUGCCCCGAGACUUGAUCAGCCAGAUGGGCGUGUACUCGGCCAAUCUAGGAAAUAGAGCCCUAGAUUUGGCACCCACCGAAGAAGAUUUCCGCCUCUACCAACUCUCUUAUGAAGCCAGUGCUUUUGCGUUGCACAUGACACAAGCGGCCAAGGAACAUCUCAAAAUGACGGAAUCCCUUUCCUCUCGAGAUCAAGAUGCGCUUCGAUCUCUGAUACGCACCUCUCUAGUCCUUCCCAUAUCCAAAGAGAAGGCGGGCGCCACGAAUGGACACCACCUCCGAUAUUUGCGAGCGAACGCAAUCUACCUUCUCUCGAUCAUGCUACUUUACGAUCAAAAGGUUCACAUGUUGGAAUUGGAUCCUCUGAACUGUCUUAUAGCACUCACAGCCGCAUUGCCCAACUUUGGAGAUGAAUUGUAUUCAUUCGGAAAACAUGACCAUCACAUUCUGAAAUUGUGCUUUAUGAUUGAGUUGUUGCAAAUCCUUCACGGAUUCCACCCCAUCCCCAUCCUUCGCAACGAAGACGGAGAGGAGCAAGCACCUGUUCUUCCUCCUUCUUGGAUCGAAGAGGAACAAACCAUGACCAGAUUGUUCCGUGAUCUUGCCGCUCACGUGGGCCAUUCAGACCGCGGAAUCCCGCACAAUCUCGCCAGUCAGAUCAAAAAGAAACUGAUGCACUUUAUGCGGUGCGCCAGUCUUUUCUAUCAUUACUAUACAGACGUGCCUUUGCCCAGAAAAGAGACCUAUGUCGACCUGUGUUUGUAUUUGGGAUUGCCCAAUAACCUCAAGGCCGUCCUGGACGAUGAGGGUUGCGUCGACGUCUUGCAUAGGUUCAUGAGGAGUCCAAACUUGAGCCAUUAUCCCAAGCACGAUCGACCACGCAAAGUGAGAAAGUUCAUUGAUCUGCCGCCGGAUUACACCACGCUCAUCGACAAGGCAGCCUCAUUCAAGUGUCCCAAUAGUGCCAGUGGAGAGUCCAAGAAGCCCAUGCUUUGCCUCGUUUGCGGCGAAAUGAUCUGCUCUAGGAGUCGUUGUUGUGAGGUGAAGAUUGGUUCCAAGACCUUGGGGGCUUGUAAUGCUCAUCUCCGAAAUUGUGGAUCUGAUGCGGGUAUCUUUUUGAACAUCAGAAAGAGCGAGGUGAUGAUUCUGACAUCAGGAAAUCGAGGUGCCAUGCUGCAAUCGCCUUAUGUGGAUGAGUAUGGGGAAAGCGACGAAGGAUUUCGUCGAGGCAAUCCUCUUCAUUUGGACGAGGACAUGUAUUUGGACCUUCAGCGUUCUUGGAUCACGGCCGAGAUUCCAGACCGAAUUUCCAGGGAGUUUGAUAGUGAAACCCUGAUCAUUCAGGAGAACUGGCAUAGUUUGUAAUUGAUAUUAAUAACAAGUGUAUGUCGCUCAGAAAAAGCAAAUAGAAUAUAACUGAAGUUUAUUCAAA